UGAAGACUCUACGUACUCCACUUUCAACGAUCAUCCACGCUCAAUGUAACAUCACCACAUUCAUCGAGUAUUGCUUUUACAAUCCGAUACAAAGAUGUUGGCUGCGCGUGAUCAGGAAAAUCUGGUGCAUGGCCAUCAACAAGUUGCCGCAUCCAAGCCGUUGAAUCAGACGACGAGAGGUCUUCAACCCAAGACGCCCGGAAACAAAUAUCCCAAGACACCUUUGCGAAUUCCACUGAAUGACGAAAAUGCACCAACCGGGUUUGGGAAGACGGGUAAAGGAAAGGGCUUGGACAAUUUGGUGAGCGGGAAGAAGAUCGCCACAUUCGACAAGAAUGCCUUCAUUACUCCCAUGGCUCCUCGUGAACGAGCUCCCCUCGGUGCGAAGACAACCAAUGCCAAGGCCAAGGCUUUCCAAACACCGGCUGGACCAACUCUCGGAAAGGAGCUCGAGAAGAGUAAACCGAAGCAAACCAGUGCUCGUCGACCCAAGAAGGUGAUCCAUGCCGACACCGUCAAGCUCGAGGUUCAUGGCGAUGAGAGUCCACUCACCGAGAGAGACGUCGAAUACUGCCCACCCAAACCAAAGGAGCUUCCAUUCGAGUGUGAUGAUUUCCCUGAUGGAUGUCUCAACUACUCUGCUCUCAAGCCCGAGAAUAUGAUGCGAGAUAUCUAUCAAAGUUACUAUCAACCUAUGCUCAAGAGACAAGCAGCCAAGCACGAUAAGGACUCACAGGAUCUCUAUGACAAAGUUAUGAAGGAACAUGACGAGGGUGUUAUGAAGAUGAUGGAGGAGGACUGGACGGUUGGUGAUGUCCCUGAGGCAUUCCGACAUCUGCGGAAAAAGCAAAUACAACCUCAAGAUAAGCCCAUCGCAAAAUCUACCGAGCAAAUCAAGAAGCCAACAGCGAUGUCGAAUAAAGGUCCUGCAACCAUUACCUCGCGAAAGGCAGCAUCCGCAUUAUCUGUCGCACCGAAAGCAGCCCCAGUAGCACCGAAGGCCUCGAAACCUGCACCGAAGGCAUCCUUCCUUUACAGAUCAAAAGCUCCAGUAGUCCCAAGUCUACCAAGCAAUACAUCAAGUAUGCGCCACACUGCUGCUACAGCAGCAUCGAGAUCCACAAUUGGAUACACAAAGGGCCGAUCAGCUUCGGGUGCGUUGAAUGCAAACACCUUCAAGCCGGAGCGAAGUGGACUUCAGAGAAGCGUUAGCAACAUGAGCCAAGGUUCCGAUACCACCAUCACCCCAGCCAAUUUUAAGGACGCCGAACCGGAAUGGAAGAAUCCGAGCUUCUUGAAGGCAUUUGAGGUUGAUGAUGAUGAAUUAGAGCCUGGCCUGAGGGGAGUUCUACCAGAGUCUCUGAGGCGGAUGGACGGGGAUGAAGAGGAGUUUGUUAUGCCUCUACCAUCGAGUGAGAGCAAGUGAGUGUAUGAGUAUGGUGUGUGCAGCAUGUUUUCGACUUGUUGGAUCAGUGUUUCGGCGUUGAUGGUUUGAUUAGUUCAAGCGUUUAGAUACUAGGUAUGGUUGGUCCACGGCACGCUAGGGUAGGUGGAGGUAUGGAUGCAAACAAUCUUAGGGAGGCUAUCAUUGUAAGUAUAAUUUGUCUGGAAUAGACUACCUUAUCAUGCAACGCGACAGCACAAGCAUCAGCAUGUUGACUUCGAGUAUUGCUUUGUCGGCGUCACCUUGGCCUUUAAAUUGGGGGAACUCUUCACGUUAUGCUGUAAUUCCACUACAC
Molecule: messenger RNA, 1739 nt
Organism: Mollisia scopiformis
Lineage: Eukaryota; Fungi; Ascomycota; Leotiomycetes; Helotiales; Mollisiaceae
Exons: 2
Coding region: 95-1426 (443 amino acids)
Source: RefSeq, a predicted model, not a curated record